GAGAAAUGCAAUUCAACAACCUGCAAUGGAAGAGGAAAGUGUUCUGAAUUGCCUACUGGGAUAAUGUGCAAAUGUGAUCAAGAUUUCUAUGGAAACAACUGUAAAUACGAGAAAUGCAAUUCAACAUCCUGCAAUGGAAGAGGCACGUGUUCUGAACUGCCUACUGGGCUCAGGUGCACAUGUAAUCAUGGUUUCUAUGGAUACAAAUGUGAAUACGAGAAAUGCAAUUCAACAACUUGCAACGGAAGAGGAACGUGUUCUGAACUGCCUACUGGGAUCAUGUGCAAAUGUGAUCAAGGUUUCUAUGGAAACAACUGUGAAUACGAGAAAUGUAAUUCAACAACCUGCAAUGGAAGAGGAAAGUGUUCUGAAUUGCCUACUGGGAUCAUGUGCAAAUGUGAUCAAGGUUUCUAUGGAAACAAUUGUGAAAACGAGAAAUGCAAUUCAACAACCUGCAAUGGAAGAGGAAAGUGUUCUGAAUUGCCUACUGGGAUCAUGUGCAAAUGUGAUCAAGGUUUCUAUGGAAACAACUGUGAAUACGAGAAAUGCAAUUCAACAACCUGCAAUGCAAGAGGAAAGUGUUCUGAAUUGCCUACUGGGAUCAUGUGCAAAUGUUAUCAAGGUUUCUAUGGAAACAACUGUGAAUACGAGAAAUGCAAUUCAACAACUUGCAACGGAAGAGGAACGUGUUCUGAACUGCCUACUGGGAUCAUGUGCAAAUGUGAUCAAGGUUUCUAUGGAAACAACUGUGAAUACGAGAAAUGUAAUUCAACAACCUGCAAUGAAAGAGGAACGUGUUCUGAACUGCCUACGGGCCUCAGGUGCACAUGUGAUCAAGGUUUCUAUGGAAACAAUUGUGAAAACGAGAAAUGUAAUUCAACAACCUGCAAUGAAAGAGGAACGUGUUCUGAACUGCCUACGGGCCUCAGGUGCACAUGUGAUCAAGGUUUCUAUGGAAACAAUUGUGAAAACGAGAAAUGCAAUUCAACAACCUGCAAUGGAAGAGGAAAUUGUUCUGAACUGCCUACUGUGCUCAGGUGCACAUGUGAUCAAGGUUUCUAUGGAAACAAUUGUGAAAACGAGAAAUGCAAUUCAACAACUUGCAACGGAAGAGGAACGUGUUCUGAACUGCCUACUGGGAUCAGGUGCGAAUGUGAUCAAGGUUCCUAUGGAAACAACUGUGAAUACGAGAAAUGCAAUUCAACAACCUGCAAUGGAAGAGGAACGUGUUCUGAACUGCCUACGGGGCUCAGGUGCACAUGUCAUCACGGUUUCUAUGGAAACAAUUGUGAAAACGAAGUACCUCAGCCCAAAACAGAAAUGCAAUUCAACAACCUGCAAUGGAAGAGGAAAGUGUUCUGAACUGCCUACGGGGCUCAGGUGCACAUGUCAUCACGGUUUCUAUGGAAACAAUUGUGAAAACGAGAAAUGCAAUUCAACGACCUGCAAUGGAAGAGGAACGUGUUCUGAACUGCCGACUGGGCUCACGUGCACAUGUGACCAAGGAUUCUAUGGAAACAAUUGUGAAAACGAGAAAUGCAAUUCAACAACCUGCAACGGAAGAGGAACGUGUUCUGAACUGCCGACUGGGCUCAGGUGCGCGUGUGAUAAAGGAUUCUAUGGAAACAAUUGUGAAAACGAGAAAUGCAAUUCAACAACCUGCAAUGGAAGAGGAACGUGUUCUGAACUGCCUACUGGGAUCAGGUGCGAAUGUGAUCAAGGUUUCUAUGGAAACAAUUGUGAAUACGAGAAAUGCAAUUCAACAACCUGCAAUGGAAGAGGAACGUGUUCUGAACUGCCUACUGGGCUCAGUUGCACAUGUGAUCAAGGUUUCUAUGGAAACAACUGUGAAUACGAGAAAUGCAAAUCAACAACCUGCAAUGGAAGAGGCACGUGUUCUGAACUGCCUGCUGGGCACAGGUGCGCAUGUAUCCAUGCUUUCUAUGGAAAGAAUUGUGAAUACGGGAAAUGCAAUUCAACAACCUGCAAUGGAAGAGGCACGUGUUCUGAACUAUCUGCUGGGCUCAGGUGCACAUGUGAGCAAGGUUUCUAUGGAAACAGUUGUGAAAACGUUACAACGUGUCCAGGUUUUACUAAACCAAACAAUAGCCAAGUUAAAUGCGAAGACUUGCACGGAGAGAAACACUUCCAGUCUAUGUGCACCUUUACCUGUGAACCGGGGUUUAUUUUGAAUGGGACCAUUUCAACUACAUGCCAAGCAUCUGGCGUCUGGACGGCUCACAACACAGUCUGUCAAGAUGCUGUCAAUUGCCACAAUCCAAUCCUCAUCAUUAUUCCUGUGGUGGUAGGAGCAGCACUUCUUUUAAUAAUAUCAUUGAUCGUUUGGAGAUGCAGGAGAAAUCAUCAAGGACAAGCCGACAUCACCAAUGACCUUUCAACUCCACAGCGGCUGGUACGAUGACAUGUAGAUCAACACUGACAUCGCUCAGCGGGACUUGAAAUAGCAACGAAUGACAUCAUUCGACAGAAAUAUAUCGGUUUCUCGUGUUGCAAUUUGUGAUAUUAAAUCAAAUUGUGUCUUUAAAAUGAAUGUUAAAUUGCUUUUUACAGCUGUUUUUUUUUUACCUCAGUGUUUAUUUGAUAGAGAGGGCAACCCAGUUAAACUUUACUAAUGUUAAAGCUGGGAACUUUCUUAGGAAUAUGACGAGCAUUUGUUAAUUUCGCUAGUAGUAAUUUGCAGGCUAUGAUUUGGAAUGAAAUUGGAAGAAAAUACUGGAAAUAAAUGUGGAGAAUAUUUAAGGGAAAUGUUGAUUGGAAAGGUAAGGGGAAGAAUCCCGAAUGAGAAGGCAGGGAGAGGGGAAGGACUACAAUCCAGCAGGUGAUAGGUGAGAUCCGGGUGAGUGAGAAGGUGGGUGGGUGGGGGAGAGAUGAUAAAGUAAGAAGCUAGUAGAUAGGUGGAACAGGUAAAGGGCUGAAGAAGGAAUUUGAUAGGAAAGGACAAUAGACCAUACAAGAGAGGGAAGGAGGAGGGAGGUGAUGGACAGUUGAGGAGAAGAGAAGGGUAACCAUAAUGGGAAAUGAGAAGAGGGAGAGGGGAGAACUUACCAGAAGUUAGAGAGAUCGAUGUUCAUGUAAUCAGGUUGAAGACUACGUAGGAGGAAUAUGAAGUGUUUCUCCUCCAACACAAGUUUGGCUUUGUCAUGUAGCAGAGAUGUCCCCCUACCUCUCCAGUCCUGAAGAUGGAUCUCAGCCGGAAACGCCGCCUCUUUAUUCCUCUCCAUAGAUGCUGCCUGACUUGAUGAGUCCCUCCAGUAUUUCCAGCAACCGCAAAAUCUCUUUAUGAACUGCCUUGAUGUCAGACUGGAAAACAAGCUCAUGCAUCAGAGACAAAACUAUCUAUCAAAUGUCUCGCCCUUCCGUUAGUGACUUGUAAUGGGAUCUGUCCAUGCAGGGUGACUGGAAGGGAACAUCCUACAGAAUAUAUUAUGAAUGGUAACACACAGGACACAGAGAAUGGUGAUUGUUGCCUGUGGAAUUCAGUUUCCUUUAUUCUGCUUCUAAAUAAAUAAGACGAAGGAAUGAUACUCAAAAACUUCGAGCAAAAAGAAAAAAAAAAGAUGAAUGAGUAAGAAAGAAAUAAUUGAAAUCAACCAUUUAUACUCACGGGAAGAAAUAGAGAAGUCCAUGAUCGUGAUACAGGUUUGAACCACAGUGGAACCAGUUGUUGGACUCAUUAUUCUACAACUUGUUUGAUGUAUGAGGAGCUUAUGAUGGUCCUGGGCCUGUACUCACUAGAGUUCAAAAUAAUGAGAGGGAAUCUCAUUUAAACCUAUAGAAUAUUGGAAGGCCUACAUAGAUGAGUUGGGGUUCCUUAAGGUUGUGAUGGCUGGGGGUGGGAGGGGGUGACAGUGGGGAUAAGCGCUCGCUACCUAUUAAAUGCGACUAAACGUAUGCGUCUAAGAUAGCCUCUGACAAACAAGUCCAGCUCCUAGCCUUCACAUGCAGUUUAGCUACAAAGCCUGAUGGAUCCAUUUCUACUGACUGAAGAAGGGGCAAAGACGGGAUACUGGCAACUUAAAACCAGUCACUUCAGUCAAAUGGGGCUCAUCAGUCGUGAUUGAUUGCUCAUCUAGGAGAAAAAUAAACUCUCGUCUCAAGCCUCCGUUGCCUUGCGGCUGUACCCAUUCAUGGGGAAGUCUUCGGGAGUAAACCCCUGAGGAAAAAGCCGGAGCUGGAGUCCCUAAGGCUGUCCUUGGUUGCGUUCAACACUGACUGACAACUGCUGCGACGCAGUUGGUGACAAACUGUAUCGGCCUCUGUUGUUCCUUUGAAUUCAUCGGGGGAGCUUGCUAUGUGGGUAACAGCUUGCUCUCCAUAUUGUACUUCCCUGGCUUGCGUGUCUCGUAGACAGCUGUGACGCAACACCCGUGGACAAUCCUGACCAACGGAUGGCCUCAAGAUAGAACGGACGUAGAGAGACGCUUUCCUAUAGAGAGUCAAGGACCAGAGGGCAUAGCUUCAGAAUGCAAAGAUGUUGCUUUAGAAUAAGGAUGAGGAGGAAUUUUUUAGCCAGAGUGUGUUGAAUCUAUGGAAUUCAUUGCCAUGAACAGCUGUGGAGGCCAAGUCAUUGGAUAUAUUUAAAGUGGACGUUGAUAGGUUCUUGAUUAAACAUGGGAUCAAAGGUCACGGGGAGAAGGUAGGAGAACAAAGAUGAGAGGGAUAAUAAAUCAGUUAUGAUGGGAUGGUGGAACAGACUCGAUGGGCUGAAUGGCCUAAUUCUGCUAAUAAAUUUACAGUCUUAUGGUCUUGAUUGUUUUGUAGGGCCUAAUGCCUAAAAUUAGCGGCUGAAUUUGUCUCCAUGUUAUAAGUUAUACACCCACCAGCAUAGUCUUAGAGUCAAGUCACGUUCCCUCUGAAGUGAGGUGUAAUAAUAAACUAUGAUUACAAUACUUAUCACAUUGAUAGAAUUAAUUUUUGCAAUGCUUCAUUUUGUGUAAGUGUAAUGGAUUUUGAAGUUGUGAAUUGCAAAAUUUAACUGAGCUCUCAAGUCUGUGUUUCAAAUUGUUUCAUAUAUUAUUGUAGAGUGCUCUGCAAUAAUUGAAUAGUCAGAUCAGUGUGAUAAAUUAUACACUCAGUGGCCACUUUACAAUAUGCAGUUGGUACCUGUUCAUGGUCUUCUGCUGCUGCAGCCCAUCCACUUAAAGUUUUGAUAUCACAAACAAGAGAAACUCUGCGGUUGCUAGAAAUCCAAGCAACACACACAAAAUGCUGAAGGAUAUCAGAAGGCCAGGCAGGAUCAAUGGAAAAAAGUGCAGUUGAUGUUUUGGGCUGAGACGCUUCAGCAGUCCUGUCUGAAACGUGUACUGUACUCUUUGCAUAAAUGUUGCCUGGCCGCUGAGUUCCUUCAGCAUUUUCCGUGUGUUGCUCAAGUUUUGAUAUGUUGGAGAUGUUUUUCUACACAUCACUUUUGGUGGCUAUUUGAGUUACUCUCAUCUUCCUAUUAGCUUGAACCAGUCUGGCCAUUCUCCUCCAACCUCUCUCAAUGAUAAGAUGCUUUUUCCCAAGGAACUGCUCCUCACUGGAUGUCUUUCUUUACUUUUGCACCAGUCUCUGCAAACUCUAGAGCUGGUUGUGUGUGAAAGUUCUAUGAAAUCAGCGGUUUCUGAAAUACUUAAUCCACCCUAUCUGGCGCCAACAAUCAUUCCAUGGCAAAAGUCACUUCGAUCACAUUUCCUCCCCGUUCUGAUGUUUGGUUCGAACAACAACUGAACCUCUUGACCAUAUCUGCAUACUUUUUAUACAUUGAGUUGGCUGAUUGGAUACCUGCAUUAAUGAACACGUGCAUGGGUAUAUGUACAUAACAAAGUGAACACAGAGGGUAGUUAAAGAUGUUUAGAUUUAAUGUAACUUCUGUGAAGGCAAUUUUCUCUGCAAUUGUAUUUCGGUACAAUAAAUUAGUUUCU
Messenger RNA from Hypanus sabinus (Atlantic stingray), 5924 nucleotides. RefSeq lists its product as uncharacterized. Gene Ontology annotation, cellular component: protein-containing complex; plasma membrane. The transcript is spliced from 24 exons. The record is from RefSeq and is a predicted model, not a curated record. Gene Ontology annotation, biological process: heterophilic cell-cell adhesion; establishment or maintenance of epithelial cell apical/basal polarity. The coding region runs from base 89 to 2422 and encodes 777 amino acids. Lineage: Eukaryota; Metazoa; Chordata; Chondrichthyes; Myliobatiformes; Dasyatidae.